Molecule: messenger RNA, 2100 nt
Organism: Astyanax mexicanus (Mexican tetra)
Lineage: Eukaryota; Metazoa; Chordata; Actinopteri; Characiformes; Acestrorhamphidae
Product: zinc finger protein 239-like
Exons: 2
Coding region: 223-1305 (360 amino acids)
Biological process (GO): regulation of transcription by RNA polymerase II
Cellular component (GO): nucleus
Molecular function (GO): DNA-binding transcription activator activity, RNA polymerase II-specific; RNA polymerase II cis-regulatory region sequence-specific DNA binding
Source: RefSeq, a predicted model, not a curated record
UGCAAAUAAAAUAUAAAUUGCAAUAAAACAGAUUGUAAUAAGAACAAAUUUGUUAUAUUGAAGUGAUUUUAUCUGGUUGAAAUAUAUUAAGUGAUUCACCUGUUCUCCAGGUGAGGGCGCAGUUUCCUCUAUUGAGAAUAUCUACAUAAACUAAACCAGAGAAGAAGAAGAAGCUCUGCAGUGUUUCCAUAGAGAACCACGAGCCUGAAUACUGCAGGAGAUAUGGAUCAUGAGAACACGGAGUCUCAAACCUCCAGUACUGAAAAACCCGUCAACAUGUCCAACAGAGAAAAACCUCACUGCUGUUCAGACUGUGGGAAAAGUUUUACCCAAAAGAGUUCUCUCAAAGUUCACCAGCGCAUUCACACUGGAGAGAAACCGUAUCACUGUUCAGACUGCGGGAAGAGUUUUACUCAGCGGAUUUAUCUCCAACGACACCAGAUCAUUCACACUCAGGAGAAACCGUUUCACUGCUCAGAGUGUGGACACAGGUUUAACAGACAGAGCACACUCCAAACUCACCGGCGCGUUCACACUGGAGAUAAACCGUAUCAGUGCUCAGAGUGCGGGAGGAGCUUCACUGUACAGAGUAACCUAAUAACACACCAGAGAAUUCAUACUGGAAAUAAACCACAUCACUGCUCAGACUGCGGGAGGAGGUUUACUUUACAGAGUCAUCUCAGAGCACACCAGAGAAUUCAUACCGGAGACAAACCGUAUUGCUGUGCAGUGUGCGGCAAGAGUUUUACGCAAAAGAGUAAUCUCCAAACACACCAGCAGAUUCAUACCGGAGAUAAACCGCACCAGUGCUCAGAGUGCGGGAAGAGCUUCACUCAACGCAGCAGUCUUCAAAUUCACCAGAGAAUUCAUACCGGAGAGAAACCGUAUCACUGCACUGACUGUGGGAGGAGCUUCAUCCAGCAUAGCAGUCUUCAGAUUCACCAGCGUGUUCACACUGGAGAAAAACCCUAUCAGUGCUCAGAGUGCGGAACCAGUUUCACUAGACUGGGUCAUCUCCAAGCUCACCAGAGAAUUCAUACCGGAGAGAAACCGUACCGGUGCUCGGACUGCGGGAAGAGCUUUACUGUGCAGAGUAACCUCCUAACACACCAGAGAAUUCAUACUGGAGAUAAACCCUAUCAGUGUUCAGACUGCGGGAAGAGUUUUAUUCAGCAAAAUAGUCUCAGAAUUCACCAGAGAAUUCAUACCGGAGAGAAACCGUAUUACUGCUCAGACUGCGGGAAAAACUUCAGACAUUCAAACUUCAAGACUCACAAAUGCUUAAAGAAAGAGGAAGAAACCUGAGGAUUAAAACUGAAAAAAAAAGAUUAUAUUCAUGUUGUUAUAUAUUUAUUCAUUUAUUUUGCAUCCAGUUUUGCCCAAAACGUUUAAUUUCCUAUUUUUUAUAUUCAACUACUUGCAUGAAUAAAAUCCAUUGUUUAAGAAUAGAACAUUGGUAGGUGCCGAAUUAUGAUUUUGCAUAUAUUACAGGGUUCCUGCAGGUCCUUAAGAGUCUUAAAUUAAAAUCUGGGUAAUUAAUGUCUUAAAUUGUCUCAAAUGUACUGUAAAUUUGCUGUAGGUAUUCAUUUUUUUCAGAUGCCGUGUUUAAUGCAGGUGGGAAAACAGUGCCUCAUCAUAAACAUCUAACCCGGGGAGAGAACGUUUAGCAACGAGCUAGCUAACAUUAGCGGCUAGCUACCUAACAUACUAACUUUAGCGGCUAGCUAGCUAACAUACUAACUUUAGCUAGCUAACAUUACCAGGGAUAAAACUAAGGUUAGCAGAAAGCUAGCAAACAUUAUCGGCAAGUUAGCUAACAUACUAACAUUAGCAGUAAGCUAGCUAACAUACUAACUUUAGCUUAAAUGAGCUAGCUAAUGUUACCAGGGAUAGAACUUAGGUUAGCGGAGAGCUAACUAACUCUAGCAGUGAGUUACCUAACAUACUAAAGAAACUAGAAGAACUAAAGGAAUUUUGACGACGUUUGUGGGUCUUAAAUUAUUGAGAUCUUAAAAACCAUUACAUUUCUCACACUCAUAUAUUAUAUAGAUGUAUUAAACACAGAGUGAUCUAUUUUACGUGUUUAUGUCUUUUAUUAUU